Molecule: messenger RNA, 642 nt
Organism: Thyridium curvatum
Lineage: Eukaryota; Fungi; Ascomycota; Sordariomycetes; Thyridiales; Thyridiaceae
Exons: 1
Coding region: 1-642 (213 amino acids)
Source: RefSeq, a predicted model, not a curated record
AUGUCCGAAUCCAAGGAUGAUCCCACAUCUUCUUCCAAAGACGAGGGCGCCACACCCGCCGCGCCGCAACAGUUACCGCCGUCCUUCCCAGGCGAGGAGAUGGCCCGCCCCGCCAUCGAGGCCGCCCGCGACGCCGCCCGCCUGCAGUCCACAGCCGACCUGCUCCGGCAGCAGGCCUCGCGCAUCACCGACCCGGCCGAGCGGGAGCGCCUCUGGCGCGCCGCCUACGACAAGGAAGUCGAGGCGCACGGCCAGAGCAAGAAGGCGCGCGCCAUGGCCAGCGGGUGGGGCCAGGGCGCCGGGGCCGGGGCCGCGCUGUCCGGCGCCGUCGGCAUGGGGCUGGGCAACCUGGUCGGCGUGCUGCUGAGCGGCGUCGUCGCCGUUCCCGGGGUGCUGGUUGGCAGUGGCGUUGGUGCGCUGCACGGGCCUUGGUAUAAGAUUACUGGAGGGAAGAAGGGCGCCGGUAAGGAGGGAGACGGAGGUGGGGAGAAGGGGGGAAAAGACGAGGGGGAGAGCGGUGGCGGCGGUAGUGGCAGUGAUGCCAAGGGUAAGGAUGAAGAGGGGGACUUUUCGGACGAGGAGGAGCACAGAGCUAUCGUGGAGGCCGUGAGGAAGGCUGAGGGUGGGGAGAAGGGAUCUUAA